GUCAGAUGAACUACUGAAUUAUGCAUGUCAUCCUUCAAUUGCUUUUUGCAUCUUAAUCUUCCAGCCUUAUACUGUAAAAACUCAAAUAAAGAAAUUGAUGCUAAAUGACCAUUUGAGAAAACAUUUUCACCUGAAUAAUCCAGAUUGAUUGUAAGUGAUGAUCAUCUGCUAAAUGAGCAACAGCGACCACAAUUCACACCUUCAGUCAGUGAAGCCACUCCCACAGCCGUUGAUGAGAGUUUAAAUGCUGGGGAAUAUUCCCAACUUCCUACAGGAGAAGAAGGAGCAAGCAGGAGGAAUUACUCCAGGAGAAACUACUGACAUACUAUUGUAAAGAUGGAGUUUGAGGAAGAACCCUGCAGUAUGAGAGAUGAAGAGACAGAGGAACAAACAGACCCAAUGGAAGUGAAUGAAAACAAACAACAUCGAUCUCAAAAAUCACAUCAUUUCACAAUUGCAGAUGGAAACACGGUCAUUCCCAAGACUAAAAAGAAAUUCACACACAAAAAAGGUGGGAAAUCUGGAGUCAAAGGACCUUUCACCUGCUCUGAGUGUGGAAAGAGUUACACACAUAAACCAGACCUUAACAGACACAUGAGAUUUCACACUGGAGAGAAUCUGUUAACAUGCACUCAAUGUGGAAAGGAUUUCACAGAGAAAGGAAAGUUGGAUGUACACAUGAGAGUUCACACAGGAGAAAGACCGUUCGCAUGCACUCAGUGUGGACAGAGUUACGCACAUGAAGCAGACCUUAAGAGACACAUGAGAAUUCACACUGGAGAAAGACCAUUCGCAUGCACUCAGUGUGGAAAUAGUUUCGUUGACAAAGCAUGCUUAAAAGAGCACAUGACAGUUCACACUGGAGAAAAACCGUUCACAUGCACUCAGUGUGGAAAGAGUUUCACUCAGAAAAGAGUUCUCCACAAUCAUCUGCGCUCUCACUCUGGAGUGAGAUCAUUCAGCUGUGAUCAGUGUGAUAAAACAUUUGUUUUGUCAACAUACUUAAGAAGGCACCUUAAAGUUCAUACUGGUGUGAAGCCUCACAUUUGUUCUUUUUGCGAAAAGGGUUUUAUAGAUCUACAAAAGUUAAAAGACCAUGAGCGGAUACAUACUGGUGUGAAACCUUAUGUUUGCUCUGACUGUGACAAGACCUUCACUACAUCCAGUGGCUUAAAAGUGCACCAGAGAAUUCAUACUGGAGAGAAGCCGUACAAAUGCUCACACUGUGGAAAGGGUUUCUCUUCCUCUUCAUACUUGAAAUCUCAUGAGAAAAUUCAUACUGGAGAAAAGCCACACCAGUGCUCUUCAUGUGGGAAGAGUUUCAACUACUUACCUAAUCUGCAGUUACAUAUUAGGAAGAAGCGUUGCCCAAAGUUGUCCAAAUGAUGAGUUUCAUGUUUAACACUCGCAAGUAAAUGCUUAAGAAUAAGCAUAAACUGGAAUUAGACCGAUUUCAUCUAAGAAGAUAAUUAGUUAAAAAUUAACAAGUGAAGUUUGAUCUUUUGACAAAGGAAAAUUUUAUUUUAAAUUUAUCUUGAUCAUUUCUAAAACAUCUUGAACAUUAGUUCAUUAAAUUAUCAUCUAUAUCACAAAAAAAAGUUUUUUUUUUUUAGCUUAGCUGUUCAGUGAAGCAUUGAGAACAUAUUGGAAAUGCGUUCUUGUGUUGAAAUCACUCAAGAGACUAUAUGAAUGUUCAUGAGCUGAUUUAUGGUGUUUGAAACUGUGAACAAAAUAUAUCAAAAUCAUUCAAGUUGUGGUAUGGGGUAGGCUAGCUUAUGGUUGAAUGGGGUUUAUUAAUAGUUGUUUGUUGUAUCUAUGGCAUCUUAAAUGUUUUGUGUAAUGUAAUGAUUGCGCAUUUUGAAAAUAUGUGAAAUAAAAAUUUUAGUUCACCUGA
Messenger RNA from Megalobrama amblycephala (Wuchang bream), 1894 nucleotides. RefSeq names its product gastrula zinc finger protein XlCGF7.1-like. The record is from RefSeq and is a predicted model, not a curated record. The transcript is spliced from 2 exons. NCBI's taxonomy places the organism in Eukaryota, Metazoa, Chordata, Actinopteri, Cypriniformes, Xenocyprididae. The coding region runs from base 337 to 1386 and encodes 349 amino acids.